This is a messenger RNA of Tachyglossus aculeatus (Australian echidna), 696 nucleotides long. Its product is annotated as keratin-associated protein 2-3. The transcript has 2 exons. The record is from RefSeq and is a predicted model, not a curated record. Bases 1 to 696 code for a protein of 231 amino acids. Lineage: Eukaryota; Metazoa; Chordata; Mammalia; Monotremata; Tachyglossidae. Gene Ontology annotation, cellular component: keratin filament.
AUGGUCAGCUCCUGCUGUGGCUCCGUCUGCUCCAACCUGAGCUGCGGGGGAGGCUGCUGCCUGCCCCAGAGCUGCGGGUCCGGCUGCUGUGGCCGCUCCUGCCUGCCGCCGGUCUCGUGCCAGACCACCGUGUGCCGGCCGGUCAGCUGCGUGCCCCGAUUCAGCCGCCCUUGCUUCCAGCCCUGCUGCCGUCCCGAGCCCUGCUGCCUCCAGCCCGGAUGCUGCCAACCCCUCUCUUGCUGCCCCUCCAGCUGCACCGCCGUCGUCUGCCGGCCUUGCUGCUGGGCCUCCACUUGCUGCCAGCCCAUUUCCGUCCAGUCCCCCUGCUGCAGGCCCCACUGCUGCCAGCCGGCUGCCUGCCGCACGAGCUGUGGAGGCUCCGGAAGCGGUGCCUUCGCAGAGGGCGGCUCUGGCUCCGUCAGUUGCCGCACCAGGUGGUGCCGCCCCAGCUGCGCUGUGGAGGGCACCGUCCUCCCACCUUGCUGCGUGCUCAGCUGCACCCCCCCCUCCUGCUGCCAGCUCCACGAUGCCCAAGCCGCCUGUUGCCGCCCAUCCUACUGCGGGCAAUCCUGGUGCCGCCCAUCUUGCUGCCGCCCCCCGAGCUGCGGCCCGCUGGUGUGCGGUCAACCAUCUUGCGUUCAAACAUCCUGCUGCCAGUCACCCUGUGAACCAAGCUGCUGCCAGCCAACUUGCUGA